GCAACAUGCGCGGCGGUCUCAGCCGGCUAAUGGACAAGGGCAGACACCACUUCCGACAGACGCUGAGCCCAACUGACGACGCAUACCUUUCUUACCAUGACAUAAGGUGUGAGUACGCAACGCCCGCCGACCACGCCAUGCGCGCCCGUAUGGACCAGGCUGAUACGUCGUAGUAAUGCGAACGGAUGUCGAGAGCAUCAAGGAUGACUGGCUCACAGACAACGCUAUCGCGUUCUGGCAAGA
This is a messenger RNA of Macroventuria anomochaeta, 243 nucleotides long. RefSeq lists its product as uncharacterized. The transcript is spliced from 3 exons. NCBI's taxonomy places the organism in Eukaryota, Fungi, Ascomycota, Dothideomycetes, Pleosporales, Didymellaceae. The record is from RefSeq and is a predicted model, not a curated record. Bases 6 to 173 code for a protein of 55 amino acids.